AGGCAAGGACCGAACGCGGAAUGCGGAGGGAGGCCGUUGCUUCCGCCCGCCCCUCGCGAGCCCCUCAGGCGACGACGGCGAGGGCGAGGGCCGCUUCUGCCUGGAGCCCAACCGCCUCCCUUUCGGAAGAAGGAGAAGAAGAAGGGCUUGAGCCCCGGCCUCGCCCGCCUUUUCUGUGGCGGACUCGGACUGACUGGCCGCCGCCCUCCGCCUCAGACAUGCCCCGCCGAGGAGGACCAUGACGGCGGCGGCGGCGGCGGCGAACGGGGCGAGCCUGGAGGACUGUCACUCCAACCUCUUCUCCUUGGCGGAACUCACAGGCAUCAAGUGGCGCAGGUAUAACUUUGAGGGCCAUGGAGAUUGUGGCCCUAUUAUUUCGGCCCCUGCGCAGGACGAUCCGAUUCUUCUGAGCUUCAUCCGCUGUCUUCAGGCCAAUCUGCUGUGUGUCUGGCGCCGGGAUGUCAAACCAAAUUGUAAGGAGUUAUGGAUAUUCUGGUGGGGAGAUGAGCCAAAUUUAGUGGAUGUGAUACACCGUGAACUGCAGAUGGUGGAAGAAGGACUUUGGGAGAAUGGGCUUUCCUAUGAGUGCAGAACCCUGCUUUUCAAGGCAAUCCAUAACCUGCUGGAAAGAUGCCUAAUGGAAAAGAACUUUGUAAGGAUUGGGAAAUGGUUCAUCCGGCCAUAUGAGAAAAAUGAAAAGCCCAUUAACAAAAGUGAGCAUUUGUCCUGUGCCUUCACAUUUUUCCUUCAUGGGGAAAGUAAUGUGUGUACAAGUGUGGAGAUUGCCCAGCACCUGCCAAUAUAUCUAAUAAGCGAGGAGCACCUCCGCAUGGCUCAGGUUUCCCCGGUGCCAUUUCAAGUGCUGAUAAGCCCAUAUGGUUUGAGUGGUACUUUAACAGGGCAAGCAUACAAGAUGUCAGAUCCAGCAACCCAGAAACUAAUUGAGGAGUGGCAAUAUUUUUACCCAAUGGUGCUGAAGAAGAAAGAGAGCUUGAAGGAAGAAAAGGAACUGGGAUACGACGAUGAUUUUCCGGUGGCAGUAGAAGUCAUAGUUGGUGGUGUCCGAAUGGUGUAUCCUUCAGCUUUUGUUCUCAUUGCUCAAAAUGACAUUCCUGUCUCUCUGAGCACUUCUGCACCUGGAGCCCACAACAACAUGGUACAGCAGGGAACCGGAAACAUGAAAGAUGCCAGCUGUGGAAUGUUACUUACACCACCUAUCUCUCCAGAGCAGACAGUCAUAGGUGAAAGUGGAGGCAUUCCUAGCACGGUUGGCCAUACAGUGCCAGCGCCAGAUGGGACGGUCACUGUGCAGAGUCCAAAGAAAUCAGAGAAGAUUCCUCCAAAAUUGCAGAAUCAUAUGGUUAACAAGGUUUGGAAGGAAUGUAUCCUCAACAGGUCACAGUCCAAAAGGGCUCAGAUUACUGCGAGAAAUGCGGAGAAAAAAGCCCCUAUCAACUGUACUUCUUGGGAUUUUGUUGAUCCUAUCCAAAGAGUUCGCUGCUCUUGCUCUAGGCAUAGGUUCCUUAGGCAACGCUUUGGUUUGGGUUUCGGUCGACCAUCAUCAUUAUCACAAUCUGGGAUUGGCAUGGGAUCCUCCUCUUCUUCCACUUUGCUGCCAUCUGCCUCUAAGCACAAAACCACAGAGAGGCAGGAGAAAGUGGAGAAAUUUCAGAAGAGAUCGCUACUACCGUUUCACCAUCGGCCCUCUCUUACUGAAGAGCUCUGUAUGGAACAGGCUCCACCGGGGCAGAAGAUGGCCUUGGUGGGUAUGGAGCCUUCCUUGGAAGCCCCUGGCAGCCGGAAAUAUGAGAAACAGCUCUCUCUACCACCACCACCUCACUCAACCAAACAAAAAAAUUUGAAUCCUGUGGAUUCUCCCCAUUCCCCCACAUCCCCUCUGCCUCCCACUCUUAGUCCCCAGCCAAGAGGGCGGGAAUCUGAGAGUUUAAACCCAUCAUCAGUUCCUGUGAAUCCAGCCCUCUGCAACAGUGGAUUAGAGCUCCAGCCACUGCCUAGCACAGAGGACAGGACAGUUCUUGGAGGACAGAGGCUACCUCUUAUGGAAGAAGUCGGUGGUAUGGUUUUGUAUUGCGGGAUUAUACACAACCAAAAGUCACUGAGUAUGUGGCAGGGAUAUACUCUUCCCUCCAGUGGAAAUCCAGAGUUCAGGCCUCCGGAACUCCAUUGUGAGAGAUAUGACACCAAGGUGGAUAUGGUAUUUGAAAGCACUGCACUGAAAAGGCUCUUAGCACAACCUAAUAAAAGAUUUAAAAUUUUGGGAGAAACCUCCUCUGGGCCAUCAAUGAAUUAUUUUGACCCAUUCCCUCUACUACGGCGGCCUGGUGAAUGUUUGGGAGAUGUCAGUGAUCCUUACACGUUUCAGGAUGGGGACAUCAAAUACAGCUUCACUGGAACUAGAAAGUGUAAACUUGGAAUUGAUAGAGAAUUGCUGAAGAAGAAUAAGUCAGAAGAUGGAACUGGGACUAAGGAGAUUUCUGUAUCGGGUCAUCCUACCACUGUGCCAGAUGGAAAAGAUGCAAUGUCCAUUUUCAGUUCAGCUCCUAAAACAGACACACGGCAAGAUAAUGGUGCAAGUAGGGCUGGUUCUAGUAGCCUCAUGCAAGUUACAGACUUGGCUCCCUCGCUACAUGAUUUAGACAACCUCUUUGAUAAUUCUGAUGAAGAUGAGUCUGGACUUGUCUCUCCUUUUCCCCAUUCAUCCAAAGUGCCUCCAGUGGGGACUGAAGAACGCUCUUUGGGCAAGGAUGGCAGGACAGCAGUGCCCUAUCCCCCAACUGUGGCAGACCUGCAGAGGAUGUUUCCUACUCCACCAUCCUUGGAGCAACACCCUGCUUUUUCUCCAGUGAUGAAUUAUAAAGAUGGUAUCAGCUCAGAGACAGUGUCUACGCUGGGGCUGAUGGAAAGUCCAGUGGUCAACAAGAUUACAAAUCAACUCACAGAGUUUAAAAUGGAGGUGGAAGAUGGAUUAGGCAGUCCUAAGCCGGAAGAAAUAAAGGAUUUUUCCUUUGUGCACAAGGUUUCAACCUUUCAGCCCUUUAUGGGCUCUUCUGCGUUUGCACCUUUGAAGAUGCUACCAAGCCAGUGCCUGCUACCUCUGAAGAUUCCAGAGGCCUGUGUCUAUCGGCCAUCCUGGGCUAUUCCUCCAAAAAUUGAACAACUUCCUUUACCAUCUAACGCUACUUUCAUCAGGGAUGGUUACAGCAAUAUACCCAGUGUUGGAAGCCUAGCAGAUCAAGACUAUCUUCAGAUGAACACUCCCCAGAUGAGCACUCCUGUGACACUAAACAGUGGUGCCCCAGCCAGCAACAGUGGAGCUGGGGUCUUGCCUUCCCCAGCCACCCCCCGUUUCUCCGUGCCUACACCACGCACACCCAGGACCCCAAGGACUCCUAGAGGUGGGGGCACUGCCAGUGGGCAAGGAUCGGUAAAAUAUGACAGCACAGACCAAGGGUCACCAGCCUCAACACCCUCUACAACUCGUCCCCUUAAUUCUGUGGAGCCAGCUACCAUUCAACCAGUCCUAGAGGCCCAUAGCCUGUAUGUCACGCUCAUUCUUUCCGACUCGGUGCUGAAUAUCUUUAAAGAUAGCAACUUUGAUAGCUGCUGCAUUUGUGCUUGCAACAUGAAUAUCAAGGGUGCAGAUGUGGGGCUUUAUAUUCCGGAUUCAUCGAACGAAGACCAGUAUCGGUGUACUUGUGGAUUUAGUGCAAUUGUGAAUCGCAAACUAGGGUACAACUCUGGGCUGUUCAUUGAGGAUGAAUUGGAUAUUUUUGGCAGGACUUCGGACAUUGGCCAAGUUGCAGAGAGGAGGCUGAUGAUGUGUCAGACCACCUUAAUUCCUCAGCUAGGAGAGGGAUCCAAAAAGAUUCAGGAACCUCCAGUUAGCCUCCUCCUCCUCCUUCAGAAUCAGUACACCCAGCCUUUCACCUCAUUGAGCUGCUUGGAUUACAUGUCUGCAACCAGCCGGCAAACACUACCUUACACAGACUGGAAUUAUGACAGACUUCAAGCUGAAAGUAAUGAUUCCUGGAUUGAGUGCUUCAAUGCCCUGGAGCAAGGCAGGCAGUAUGUGGAUAAUCCUAUUGGUGGGAAAGUGGAUGAAGCUCUUGUCAGAAGUGCUACGAUUCACUCUUGGCCUCACAGUAAUGUUCUAGACAUCAGCACUCUAUCUUCCCAGGAUGUGGUGCGUAUGCUGCUUUCUCUCCAGCCCUUUCUGCAGGAUGCCAUCCAGAAGAAGCGGACUGGCAGGACCUGGGAGAACAUUCAGCAUGUUCAAGGACCCCUCACUUGGCAACAGUUCCAUAAAAUGGCAGGACGUGGAACCUAUGGUUCAGAAGAAUCUCCCGAGCCUCUUCCAAUCCCUACUUUGCUGGUUGGUUAUGACAAGGACUUGCUGACAAUCUCUCCAUUCUCUUUGCCAUUUUGGGAGAGGCUACUGUUGGAUCCAUAUGGGGGUCAUCGAGAUGUUGCCUAUAUUGUGGUGUGUCCAGAAAAUGAGGCCUUGCUUGAUAGAGCCAAAACGUUCUUCAGAGACCUGAGCAUUGUAUAUGAGAUGUGUCGGCUUGGGCAGCAUAAACCAAUCUGUAAAGUAUUGCAUGAUGGGAUCAUGCAAGUGGGGAAGACGGUGGCUCAGAAGCUAACAGAUGAGCUUGUGAGUGACUGGUUCAACGCACCUUGGGGCACUGAAGACUGUGACAAUCAUUCCAAGCUGAAACUUUAUGCGCAAGUGUGUCGUCACCACCUAGCACCUUACUUAGCUACUUUGCAACUUGAUAGCAGCCUGCUGAUGCCACCUAAACAUCCAAAUGCACCAUCAACAUCAUUGAGCAAGGAGCGAAGACUAUCUGGGAGUGCAGCAUCAUUUACUCCCAGCUCAACCUUUCUUGCUCCAUCUGGGACUCCUUCAACUGGCAGUUCUUUCUCUUCCGCAUCCAGUGGUAGAACUACAAGCCUCCCAGUGGGCAGCACUUCAGCCUCAGGGUCUACAGUGCCACAGUUGUCAGUGUCAUCCUCAGCAUCUAGUAUUAAGCAGACAAACACUACCUCUGCAUCAGGGUUCAGCAGUGGCCUACCUCAAGGUCAAAACCCAAUUCCUGGGGCAAAUCCCAUGGAGAGAUCCCAAGGAAAUUCAUUCUCAGGAAGAGAUGCAGAGUUGGGACAUAACUCAUCUCAGCAGCAUCAAGAAGGGCUGGAAAGUUCUGCAGAGAGGGAAAGAAUAGGAGUUCCUUCCGAGUCAGAGUCUGCAGAUAGCCAUGUCUACCCUCCUGCUGUCGUCAUUUAUAUGGUAGAUCCUUUCACCUACACUUCAGAGGAGGAAUCUGCCUCAACCAACCACUGGCUCUUGAGUCUGAUGCGAUGUUACACAGAGAUGCUGGACAGCCUUCCUGAAAACAUGAGAAAUUCUUUCAUUCUUCAGAUUGUGCCUUGCCAAUACAUGCUGCAAACCAUGAAGGAUGAGCAGGUCUUUUAUAUUCAGCACUUGAAGUCUCUGGCAUUUUCAGUCUACUGCCAGUGCAGGCGACCACUGCCCACACAGAUUCACAUUAAGUCUCUGACGGGCUUUGGGCCAGCUGCCAGCAUUGAAAUGACUCUCAAUAACCCUGAGCGGCCCAGUCCCAUUCAGCUGUAUUCUCCUCCAUUUAUCCUGGCACCCAUCAAGGACAAACAGACGGAGCUGGGGGAGACCUUUGGAGAAGCCAGCCAGAAGUACAAUGUACUUUUUGUUGGGUAUUGUUUGUCUCAUGAUCAGCGCUGGCUCCUGGCUUCCUGCACUGACCUGCACGGCGAGUUGCUGGAAACAUGCAUUGUCAAUAUUGAUCUGCCAAACAGGUCAAGGAGAUGCAAAGUAUCACCCCGUAAAAUUGGCUUGCAGAAGCUAUGGGAAUGGUGCAUUGGGAUCAUCCAAAUGACAUCACUCCCGUGGAGAGUUGUGAUUGGCCGACUUGGUCGACUUGGCCAUGGGGAACUAAAAGAUUGGAGCAUCUUGCUUGGAGAGUGUUCAUUGCAGGCCAUCAGUAAACAGCUGAAGGAGGUGUGUCGAAUGUGUGGCAUCUCCUCUGCAGACUCUCCUUCAAUUCUUAGUGCCUGUUUAGUUGCAAUGGAGCCCCAGGGGUCAUUUGUGGUGAUGCCAGAUGCUGUUACCAUGGGAUCUGUGUUUGGCCGCAGCACUGCUCUUAAUUUGCAGUCAUCCCAGCUGAAUACUCCGCAGGAUGCCUCUUGUACACACAUCUUAGUUUUUCCAACCUCCUCAACCAUCCAGGUCGCUCCUGCAAAUUAUCCAAAUGAGGAUGGAUUCAGCCCUAAUAAUGAUGACAUGUUCGACCUUCCAUUCCCGGAUGAUAUGGAUAAUGACAUUGGAAUUCUAAUGACUGGGAAUCUUCACUCUUCUCCAACGUCAUCUCCUGUCCCUUCUCCCUGCUCUCCUGGUAUUGGAGUAGGUCCAUCUUUCCAUCAUAGUCGGAGCCAAGGAGAACGUCUCCUCUCCCGAGAAGCACCUGAAGAACUCAAGCAACAGCCUCUUGCACUGGGGUACUUUGUCUCUACUGCCAAAGCUGAGAAUCUUCCUCAAUGGUUCUGGUCAUCUUGUCCGCACGCUCAGAACCAAUGUCCCCUCUUUCUGAAGGCAUCACUGCAUCACCACAUCUCUGUAGCACAGAUGGACGAACUCCUCCCUGCCCGGAACUCGCAGAGGGUUCCUCAUCCCUUGGACUCUAAAACCACGUCUGAUGUCCUGAGGUUUGUUUUGGAACAAUACAAUGCACUCUCCUGGCUUACAUGCAAUCCUGCAACUCAGGAUCGCAGCUCCUGCCUUCCUGUCCACUUUGUGGUGCUCACACAGCUAUACAAUGCCAUCAUGAACAUCCUUUAAUGACUACGAAGCACCUGGCAAAUUGUCACCUUUAAACUGAGAAAUGUGCCAUGGCCUAUAAAUUCAAACUGUCCUCCUCUUGAGAUCCAGCUUUCGAGCACCAUGCAGCAAUUUGCUUACUUUGGAGUCAUGGGGGGCUUCUUCAGUGUUUGGAAUAUACCAGAUGGAGCAUGCCAGCACUUUGGACAAGCGUUUUGGACAUUGGAUGUAUUAAAGCCUCAGAGCAGUGUUAAGUUGUUGGCUAAACAUUAUAGAACAACAGAUUGCAGAAGACCAUGUCUUACUUUUUCAGUGCACAGAUAUCUGCUUAAGCAACAAGGGUCUUGUCAUUCUGAAGCAAAACACUGUCAUGGUCUGUGCACAUGGUCCAGAACUAUCCCUGAAAACCAUAGGAUGGACUUGGCUGCACAGAAGAACCCAUUCGAUUCCUUCAAAAACAGUGGGAGUUUCUGUCUAUCAGGAAUAAAGUAGAUUGUUGAAGUGUUUAUUACCUGUCCACAUAGGUAUGAAAGGUCUGGAGAUCAUCUUAAGUUUGCUUGUUGUUUUGUUGUUUGUUUGUUUAUUUAUUUAUAGGGGCUAUUAACUUAUAGAGCACCAGGUACAGUACAGCUCUAUUCUGAGAACUAUUUAAUGACAUACCUCUCACUGUUCAGACCUGGGGCAAAAUAUAUGAAAAAUCCAGGUAUUGGUUAGGAAGAGCAAAUCAGUACGAACAACACGGAUUGUUACCUUUUUAGAGUGUGGGCCCUAUGAAUUAAGCAGAAGGAAGAAGCAUUGAUUUGGAAAGAAGUUUGACAAAUUUAGGAAUUUAUUCUUGAAGCUCAAGUCACCCAUCAGCUGGGACAGACUUCUCCUCCAGCGACAUACAUAUCAAAAUAUGAUAUAAGAUACACACGUCUUUGUUUGCACUCUUGUCAGUGUCAAUUCUGGUGUCUGCAAAAAGAAAUAUUAUUUCAACAAAGCGAUUUCAUUCCACGAGUACUUUAAAAACCGCUGGGACAGGGAAAGAACCUAGUUGAAAACGUUGGCUUCAAAAACAUUGCAAGCAAAUCGCAUUAUUUCUAUGACUCCUGGACUGUAAGAUUGGCGAGGUCUAUAGUGUAAACUCAUGCUUCUAAUGUUUGCUGUUGCGCAGCGCGACAGGCAAAGACAUGGGUUACUUUGAAGAAGAAGAACCAAGUAGGUAAGAAUUGGUUAGCUGUUCCCAAUUUUUUGAAGUUCUUCCAAAAGUCUGUCUUGUUCUGGUUAAAGAAAAUUUUUAAAUUUCUAUGAAAUGAAAGAAAUAUUUUUCUUGAAAUGAUAGUGUAAUGUUUAAAUCAAAUUUAUUAUUGAAAAAAUAAUAAUAAUCCCAUGCAAGAUGGGGAAGGAUUUGUCACAAAAAAAGGACCAUCGAAAUGGAUCACUCUCUGCCUCAACUCACCCACCUGGGAGAACCUUUGUAUUGUACAGAAGGAAAAUCAGAUAUAUUAAAACCAUUUGUAUCUAAUGUAUACAAUGUAAAUCUGGUUUUUAAAAUAUUGCAUAUUUUUUCUUAAUCAGAAAGGAAAAUUGUGAAGGCCUUUUGAAGAGCAUUAAAAGAAUAAAAAAAGAUUGUAAACUUGUAUUUAAAGAUGUUGAGAGGAAAACUGUGUAAAGGUGUCUUUUACCACUUUGGGGUUUUCCACGUUCACCUGACCCUUGGGUUAUUGUUGGGUUGACUUUUUAAUGUGAUGUUUUUAGCAAAGGGGUUAUUUUCUUCCCCCAGAGAUCCAGUUUUAAUGCAAAAAUGAACAUAUCCCCCCAACUUAGAAGUAAGGGGAGGGGGGUAGCAAGACGUACUUUUCAUCUAGUGUUGUUUUUAUUUAAUUUUUUUUAAGUUAAGAGAAACUGUUGGCAUAUUUAUACAUUUUUGUGCAAAAUAAAUGAACGGCAAUAGAUUUUAAAAGAAAAAAA
Molecule: messenger RNA, 8821 nt
Organism: Sceloporus undulatus (fence lizard)
Lineage: Eukaryota; Metazoa; Chordata; Lepidosauria; Squamata; Phrynosomatidae
Gene: MED13L
Product: mediator complex subunit 13L
Exons: 31
Coding region: 239-6889 (2216 amino acids)
Biological process (GO): regulation of transcription by RNA polymerase II
Cellular component (GO): mediator complex
Molecular function (GO): transcription coregulator activity
Source: RefSeq, a predicted model, not a curated record